Coregonus sp. 'balchen' is the source of this 547-nucleotide messenger RNA. NCBI's taxonomy places the organism in Eukaryota, Metazoa, Chordata, Actinopteri, Salmoniformes, Salmonidae. The record is from the annotation of a GenBank genome assembly.
AUGAUCAGUAGUGCAGGUACUAGUGGACAGAGAAUUAGUAUUACAGCGGGUGGAGUCAGGAUCAGCAGUGGAGGCAGUCGAGUGAUUACCAGCAGUGGUGGUCCAGCCAGCAGCCCCAGCAGAGUGACCAUCAGGAACACAGGAAGCGGAGGCAGUGGAGGUGGAGGCAAAGAGCGGAUCAGCGUCUGUAAAAUGGCCGCCCUCUCCAUAUCAGCUGCCGUGAAAGAAAAAGAAAAGGCCCAGGAGGUCCGUCGGGAAUCCUACACAAAACAGGUGUCAGGUGAGAACCGCAGUUUUCAAAGUGGGUUAACAGAGACACAUUUUCAGCUUGACUGUUCUUGUAAAGUCGUAUUCAUGAUAAGAUUAAUGAUUAUGAUUGAUAAAGUACAUGGGUGUCCUUCACAGUGCCUUCUCUCUCUGUCUCAAUCUCUCAGUUCACCCUCUCUUUCGUUUUCCCUCUCUCUUUUGCUGUCUCUCUCACUUUGCAUUCCCCAGCCACCAGUCCUCGGAUCCAGCGGUGGAUGAGGACAGCGAUGGGAGAAACUGA